Molecule: messenger RNA, 1929 nt
Organism: Cynara cardunculus var. scolymus (artichoke)
Lineage: Eukaryota; Viridiplantae; Streptophyta; Magnoliopsida; Asterales; Asteraceae
Product: palmitoyl-acyl carrier protein thioesterase, chloroplastic-like
Exons: 7
Coding region: 402-1673 (423 amino acids)
Biological process (GO): fatty acid biosynthetic process
Molecular function (GO): acyl carrier activity; fatty acyl-[ACP] hydrolase activity
Source: RefSeq, a predicted model, not a curated record
CUACAAGAAAACCGCUGGCCCUCCUCCAUCUCCAUCUCUCUCUGUCUCUUUCUCUAUCUCUGCUAAAGCACUAAACAAAGACAAGAAGAAAAUUCAACGUUCCUCGCAAUCGCACACCCUAGGUUAACCAUUCUUUUCAAUUUUAUGUUUUUUUUGGGCUUGCAGAUCCAAUAGCAAUGACAACGUCUCUUUGAUUGCAUAAAUAUUCAGCAUUUUCCAUGUAUCCAUCAGUUAAUUAUUCAUAUAUGUACAUGUUCUCGAUCCUUGUUAGCUUACAAAAAGGGAUAUAUGUUGCUCUUUGAUCAGCUUUGAGCAAUCAUUUAUAAUUUGGUGGGCACGUCUGGAAACAUAGAUUUGACUAAUAAACAUACGAGUUAAUCCAACGUUAAAAUACUUUAGUCAUGGUUGCUAUGGCUGCUACUGCAUCACUGUUUCCGGUUUCUUCCCCACAACCUCACUCUGGGACCAAGACAUCUGGUAAGCUUGGAGGUGUGCCAGAUAGUGUUGAUGUGCGUGGAAUUAAGACAAAAUCUGUUACUUCAGGAGGUUUGCAAGUUAAGGCUAAUGCACAGGCUCCUGCAGAGGUAAAUGGGACUAGAGUGCGUACCAUGAUCAAGACUGAUGAUAAUUCUACCUCACAUGUCCCAAGAACCUUUAUCAACCAGUUACCGGAUUGGAGCAUGCUUCUUGCUGCAAUCACGACAAUCUUCUUGGCUGCAGAGAAGCAAUGGAUGAUGCUGGACUGGAAAACCAAGCGGCCCGACAUGCUUGCUGAUCUGGAUCCUUUUGGUUUAGGGAGAAUUGUGCAGGAUGGCCUUGUAUUCCGUCAAAACUUCUCUAUUAGGUCAUAUGAGAUAGGGGCUGAUCGAACUGCAUCAAUAGAGACGCUAAUGAAUCAUUUGCAGGAAACUGCCCUUAAUCAUGUGAAGACUGCUGGACUCUUGGGUGAUGGCUUUGGCUCAACACCAGAAAUGUGCAAGAAGAAUCUAUUUUGGGUGGUGACAAAGAUGCAGGUGAUGGUAGACCGUUAUCCAACUUGGGGCGAUGUUGUUCAAGUAGAUACAUGGGUAGCUCGAUCUGGGAAAAAUGGCAUGCGCCGUGAUUGGCUGCUUCGUGAUUGCAAAACAGGCGAGAUCGUAACAAGAGCUUCAAGUAAUUGGGUUAUGAUGAAUAAAGAGACACGGAGAUUAUCGAAAAUUCCAGAUGAAGUCCGAGCUGAAAUAGAGCAUUACUUUGUAGAUGCACCACCAGUGGUGGAUGAUGACAACAGAAAAUUGCCUAAACUUGAAGAGACCACUGCUGACCAUGUUCGCGAUGGUCUAACUCCAAGGUGGAGUGAUUUGGAUGUCAACCAACAUGUUAACAAUGUCAAGUAUAUUGGUUGGAUCCUUGAGAGUGCUCCACAACAAGUUGUGGAGCAGUAUGAGCUUGCUAGCUUGACUCUGGAAUACCGUCGAGAAUGUAGGAAGGAUAGUGUGCUGAAGUCUCUCACCUCGGUAAUAGGAAUAGCUGAUUCCAACCAUGUUGAUUGCCAGCAUGUGCUCCGAUUUGAGAGUGGUGGUGAUGGUGAGAUUGUAAAAGGAAGGACUGCAUGGCGACCAAAAUACAAGGAUCCAGUUAGAAGCAUUGGUCACUUGUCUGCUGGAAAUGGAAAUGCAAAUGCAAAUGCCUAAUGCCAUGUUUGAUGUUUGCCCUUUUGCCUCAUUUUCAAUCUGUAUAAAGAAUCAUCACUCAUCCUAUCUAUGCUAUGCCCUUCUCUUGGAAAUAACUUGCAAUGUCCUGCCCCCAUAUAUACAUAUUUUUCUAUUUUGUAUGUUCUUUCUCUCACUUUUUAUUUAUUUAUUUAUUUAUUUAUUCUGAAUAUGUAGUAAUCAUUCCUUUGUUAACUGAGAGUUUCUGAGCUUAUGCAUUGAUCCCAUGCCAACCGUC